This is a messenger RNA of Puma concolor (puma), 489 nucleotides long. NCBI's taxonomy places the organism in Eukaryota, Metazoa, Chordata, Mammalia, Carnivora, Felidae. The record is from RefSeq and is a predicted model, not a curated record.
AUGCCGGGCGGCUCCACGGCGCCGAGCUCCGCCAAUGGGCGCGGCCGGGCGAAAAGAGAAACAGUGCGGGCUGCAGGCCGCAGGAUUCGAAUCGAACGUCCGCACCGGAGCCGGGCGCAGGCCGAGCGGCGCGGGCCAAUCAGCGGCGGCGGCUCGCGGCCCCCGAACCAGAUGUGCACCCCCAGCAACACACCUGCCACGCCGCCCAACUUUCCUGAUGCACUGGCCAUGUUCUCCAAGCUUCGUGCCUCGGAGGGCUUGCAGAGCGGCAACGGCCCCAUGACGGCCGUGGCCUGCUCCCCCCCUGCAAACUUCAGCCCCUUCUGGGCCUCGUCCCCCCCUGGCCACCAGGCCGCUUGGAUCCCACCCUCCUCGCCCACGGCCCACAGCUUCCACCACCUGCACCACCCACAGCCCACGUGGCCCCCCGGAGCACAGCAGGGGGGCUCCCAGCAGAAAGCCAUGGCCGCCAUGGAUGGCCAGAGAUGA